This is a messenger RNA of Pan troglodytes (chimpanzee), 4779 nucleotides long. It is a transcript of the gene TMEM248, whose product is annotated as transmembrane protein 248. Lineage: Eukaryota; Metazoa; Chordata; Mammalia; Primates; Hominidae. The transcript has 7 exons. The record is from RefSeq and is a predicted model, not a curated record. Bases 790 to 1734 code for a protein of 314 amino acids.
GAGGGCGGGCUGGGGUCGGGCCCAGUCGGGGUUGCCCGGGGGGCCGGGAGCGGGGAGCGUGCUGGUCGGGAGCGGCUCCUCCGCCGGCUUUUUUCACCGCUUCUCAGGGUGCAGACCUCGCCCCAACUGCUGGCGGGGGUCGCCCAGCAUCGGCCGACCUCGGCCUGGUCCCCCCACACUGGGGUUUGCCCACUCGCGUCCCCCGAGCCAGGGUUCCCUGCCGGCCUUGGAGAUGGCGGGACUUCCCACGUCUGGAGCCGAGGCCUGGAUAAUUCGGAUUUGGCACGGGAAACAUCUUGGUCGUUUGCCAUUUUUCGACUUUGGGGAGUGUUUGCGUUUCUUCUCCGUUUGGCAGUGAAACACAUCUCAGAAAGGUGGGAGGGAGAGACUCACGUACGUCCACAAAGUUAAAUGGCAUAGUGGUGUUCCCUGUGUCAAGCUUGGUAAAUAUCCGGAAUGGGGUGGAUUCUUUCUUCAUGUUUUUAAUAAAAUGAGGAGUGAUCGCAAGGUAAUCUAGAGGCAUGUAGUUUCAGUUCCCUUGAUGGGGACCAUCAGAAAUAAAACCAGGCUUGUUGUGCUGUUUUGAGUCGUUUGAACGCCGUACCCAUUGGACAGCUGGUGAGGAGGCCUUUGUGGAAGAAUCUGAUGUCUGAGUUUAGUUCUCAACUAGCAGGUGACAGCCCUCACUGGCUGAUGAAUGGUGAGCUUCUCUGAAGCCUGCUUUGUAAAGAUUGUGGCUUCCCCCUGAACUGCUUCUUUCCUGCCUCAAAGGUGGAGCUAAUCAGAAUAAUGUUCAGCAUCAACCCCCUGGAGAACCUGAAGGUGUACAUCAGCAGUCGGCCUCCCCUGGUGGUCUUCAUGAUCAGCGUAAGCGCCAUGGCCAUAGCUUUCCUGACCCUGGGCUACUUCUUCAAAAUCAAGGAGAUUAAAUCCCCAGAAAUGGCAGAGGAUUGGAAUACUUUUCUGCUACGGUUCAAUGAUUUGGACUUGUGUGUAUCAGAGAAUGAAACGCUCAAGCAUCUCACAAACGACACCACAACUCCGGAAAGUACAAUGACCAGCGGGCAGGCCCGAGCUUCCACCCAGUCCCCCCAGGCCCUGGAGGACUCGGGCCCGGUGAAUAUCUCAGUCUCAAUCACCCUAACCCUGGACCCACUGAAACCCUUCGGAGGGUAUUCCCGCAACGUCACCCAUCUGUACUCAACCAUCUUAGGGCAUCAGAUUGGACUUUCAGGCAGGGAAGCCCACGAGGAGAUAAACAUCACCUUCACCCUGCCUACAGCGUGGAGCUCAGACGACUGCGCCCUCCACGGUCACUGUGAGCAGGUGGUAUUCACAGCCUGCAUGACCCUCACGGCCAGCCCUGGGGUGUUCCCCGUCACUGUACAGCCACCGCACUGUGUUCCUGACACGUACAGCAACGCCACGCUCUGGUACAAGAUCUUCACAACUGCCAGAGAUGCCAACACAAAAUACGCCCAAGAUUACAAUCCUUUCUGGUGUUAUAAGGGGGCCAUUGGAAAAGUCUAUCAUGCUUUAAAUCCCAAGCUUACAGUGAUUGUUCCAGAUGAUGACCGUUCAUUAAUAAAUUUGCAUCUCAUGCACACCAGUUACUUCCUCUUUGUGAUGGUGAUAACAAUGUUUUGCUAUGCUGUUAUCAAGGGCAGACCUAGCAAAUUGCGUCAGAGCAAUCCUGAAUUUUGUCCCGAGAAGGUGGCUUUGGCUGAAGCCUAAUUCCACAGCUCCUUGUUUUUUGAGAGAGACUGAGAGAACCAUAAUCCUUGCCUGCUGAACCCAGCCUGGGCCUGGAUGCUCUGUGAAUACAUUAUCUUGCGAUGUUGGGUUAUUCCAGCCAAAGACAUUUCAAGUGCCUGUAACUGAUUUGUACAUAUUUAUAAAAAUCUAUUCAGAAAUUGGUCCAAUAAUGCACGUGCUUUGCCCUGGGUACAGCCAGAGCCCUUCAACCCCACCUUGGACUUGAGGACCUACCUGAUGGGACGUUUCCACGUGUCUCUAGAGAAGGAUUCCUGGAUCUAGCUGGUCACGACGAUGUUUUCACCAAGGUCACAGGAGCAUUGCGUCGCUGAUGGGGUUGAAGUUUGGUUUGGUUCUUGUUUCAGCCCAAUAUGUAGAGAACAUUUGAAACAGUCUGCACCUUUGAUACGGUAUUGCAUUUCCAAAGCCACCAAUCCAUUUUGUGGAUUUUAUGUGUCUGUGGCUUAAUAAUCAUAGUAACAACAAUAAUACCUUUUUCUCCAUUUUGCUUGCAGGAAACAUACCUUAAGUUUUUUUUGUUUUGUUUUUGUUUUUUUGUUUUUUGUUUUCCUUUAUGAAGAAAAAAUAAAAUAGUCACAUUUUAAUAUUACUCUAGUUAGGACAGACUUGUGCUUUUAUCCUGACUAAAAAGUUAAAUAUUUAAGUCACAUACGUGGUAAAGAUCUAAGUUUCAUUUUCCACAUGGAUGACCAGGAACCUGGUCUUGUUGGAGCUAGCACAGGAGGUUCUACUGUCUUGUCGUCCACUCUUGUCCCUCCCUUCUGUUAUCAAAGUUAAAGCGCCUCUUCACUCAAAAGGGCUUCAAAAUGUAAAUGACUCUAGAGUUAGAGUGACCGUUUGCUCUUCUGCUUUCUGGAAUGCAGAUGACAGUAUGGAAAGAAAGAAUAAUGAUUCGAUCUAAUAGGAAAGGAUUUCUUCUUUCUUUUUUAAAGAGUGGGUGGAUUUUCUCCCUUUUGUUUUGCUUUUAUUUUCAUGCGACUAACAUAUCUUCAGAAGGAAAUGGCAACUAGUAGAUCAGUAAAAUUACGAAAACGAUGCCUGCAAAAUUUGAAGGAAUGCAAUUCUGAUUUGCCAUUUAUCAGGGAAAACUGAAAGCAUUUUUCUUAUAACUUUUUUUCUUUUUCUUUUCUUUUUUUUUUUUUUGGUGGGGGGAGGCAGGGUCUUGCUCUGUCCCUCAGGCUGGAGCUUAGCUCAGUGCAGCCUCCAAUUCCUGGGCUCAAGCAAUCCUCCCACUUUAGCCUCCUGAGUAGCUGGGACUACAGGCGUGUGCCAGCACGCCUGGCUAAUUUUAAAAUUUUUUUGUAGAGACAGAGUCUCCCUCUGUUGCCCAGGCUGGUCUGGAACUCCUAGCUUCAAAUGGUCCUCUCACCUUGGCGUCCCAAAAUCCUGGGAUUCCAGGCGUCAGCCACUGCUCUCGGCCCUCUUAUACCAUUUUAUUUGAUUGUCUAGUCCCUGUUUCUUUUUCCUUCUAAUCCUUAUUCAUUUAAGCAAAACCAUACAUUAUCUUUUCCAGUCCUUUCUUGUUGUAUUCUUACUGUUUUUUUUAAAUAACUUUUUGCCUUAAUAGCUCAUUGUCACUAAUAACUUCUGUGUUCUCCCAGGCAGUGUUAUAACAGAAGGGCAAUGAAAACAUUGGACAUGACCCUGAGUACUUCCUUUCCUUAACUCUCUAGGUUUGUAGUCUGUUUUAAAUUAGGAUUAGUUCCUGCAUUCUGAAAUAUGUUGGCCUAGAACAUUUUAUCCCAGGCAUUUUUGAAUAGAAAACAGUUGCGUGCUUUUAUUGAAGAUUGUUAAAAUAAUCACCAUAGUAACUUGAUAUGUUAGUAUUUUUCUUUUUCCUUUUAGUAUGUUUCCAGUGCAGUAAUCGUACUUGUCUAUCCAGUUUCUUUGUAUGAUACGAGUUGCUUACACGAUGCAUGGCUAACUUGUUAAUUUAGUUUUCUCCUUAGAGACUUUGAGACCCUUAAGAGACAAGAUUGAGAAAGAGCCAUGUGGCUUGGCUCUAGAAACGUCAUUAUCAUUAGGACCAUCAGAUUUUAGAUUAAGCUGCUAUUGAAUUAAUAAAAUCCCAAUGAAGCAGAGUUAUAGGGAUAGAUUUAUAGCUGGCAGAGUGGUAUCAAAGGAGAAAAACAGUGAAAAAGCCAAUUUCACUGGUUCGUUCAAUCCAGCUUGUUGCUAAUAUUAGUUACCCUUGUUUUAAUGACAGAGAGUGGCUGGAAUCUGUAGCUAGGGGAGGGGCAACACUGUUAGGUGUGAGGAAAGGAAGUGCCAAAAAUGCCUGGACAGAUGGCUUGUCCCAAGGCCAGGACACACACUUUAAAAUCCAACAUUCACCUAAGCAAGUAAUUCUUAAAGAUCUUACAGAAACGCAGAGUCAAUCAGGUUUAUAAAGGAAGGCUGAGGGGAGAGAGGAGGCCUGGGGGCCUGGACGAAGAGGCCUAGGACCUGAAGAGACUCCAGCGAGUCUCGGGAAGCCCAGGGGACCUGUCACCAUCUGGGCACUUCCCAGACUCAAUGCUCAGCCAGAGUUUGCUGGUGGACCUCAGGAUUCGAAGUGUGCAACAGACGGAGUGCGCUUGCUGUUCAGGGCGGCCCUGUGCAGGAGCACCAGCUCACCCUCAGGCAUCUCGGACUGGAGGGCCAGCAGAAGGUCAGCAACUUACUCUUAAAACGAUUGUUUCGGAUCAUAUUGAUCUCUUUCCUUUUUCCUUUUGUCCUUUCACUGUAUGACUUGAAUCAGUUUUGAUUCUAUUUGUAAGUGUUUCUUGUCGUGAGGCACCUGCCAUGUCUUGUUGCGUUUUCCUCGGCAGCGUGUAGGGCUUCAGCUUCCUGGGUUUUCACCCUUCCUGCAGGCACUGUGGGGUCCUGAGGGCCAGUGGGUCCAUUUCACCUCUUGCUGCAUGAUGGUCAGUAGCUGAUCUGUUAUGGCAUUCACUUCCAGAUUAAUUUUCCGUGUUUGAAGUAUGUGCAUAUGUGCUUUACAGAAUAAAACAUCUGAAUUUA